UGGGUCGCCCGAUCCUGUUCCCAUUUUACCUUAAAAAGGCACCUUGUUUCUUCGUCUCGAUCGCUUCUUGUUUUCUUUUUUUCUUUGAUCACUCUUCUUUUUUGCAACCCUUUUGUCUUCUGUUCUGUAUUUUAUAUAACCUAUUUCCAAGUCUAGAAAAAAAAUGACCAAGUUAUCAAAAGAUGAUUACGAAUCGGUGCCCAACUACUCUAUUGAUCUGUCUCGAAAAGAAGAUGAACGUGGGUUACUGUCUUCACCCCCGGACAGUGCGUAUGACGAGGAGCAUGCACUUCAGUUUAUGGACGACGAAGAAAAUAAAUCCGAUCAUCGUAUUCCUCAUCGUCAUGCCAAUGAAAAUCAUUGGAAGGGCCACAUUGAAGAACAUUUUUCACGACCGGAAUUAGUACGGGAUUGUAUUCUUGGCUUGUCCGAUGGUCUCACCGUUCCCUUUGCCUUGGCAGCUGGUCUUUCAAGUCUAGGUGACAGUCGCAUUGUAAUUUAUGGCGGAUUAGCAGAAUUGGUGUCGGGUGCUAUUUCGAUGGGAUUGGGUGGUUAUCUUGCUGCUCGGUCGGAAGCCGAUCACUAUGUCACAGAACGAGAACGAGAAGCGAGAGAAGUGGAUUUAUACCCGGAAGAGGAAGAAGAGGAAAUUGUGGAAUUAUUUGAACCGUAUGGUCUCGAUCGAGCUUCGAUGGAACCCAUGUUGGUGAAAUUUCGAGAAAAUACCGAAAAAUUCAUCGAUUUCAUGAUGCGGUUUGAACUCAAUCUUGAAAUGCCAGAUCCAAACCGUAGUUGGAUUUCGGCGGUUACGAUUGGUGUAUCGUACUUACUAGGCGGUUUUAUCCCUCUACUGCCAUACAUGUUCAUUGCCGAUACCAUCAAUGCCUUGUGGGCUUCUAUUUUUGUCACUUCCUUGACCUUGUUUAUCUUUGGUUAUGUCAAGAGUAUAUAUUUGCGUCCUGCUCAAGCUCUCAUUGGUGCCCUUCAAACCCUUGCCAUUGGCGCUAUAGCCGCCGCAUGUAGUUACGGCAUUGUUGCCCUGGUCAACACCAACACACCCCAAGAAGGAGCUUAACAAAAAAAAUCUGCUGUAUCAUUAUCUCCUUCUUUUUGCACAUACCUGUAUUUUGUCUGAAAACUUCAUACUACCCCCCCCCCCACUCUGGUUUUUUUUU
Molecule: messenger RNA, 1175 nt
Organism: Radiomyces spectabilis
Lineage: Eukaryota; Fungi; Mucoromycota; Mucoromycetes; Mucorales; Radiomycetaceae
Product: VIT family-domain-containing protein
Exons: 4
Coding region: 164-1075 (303 amino acids)
Biological process (GO): intracellular manganese ion homeostasis
Cellular component (GO): fungal-type vacuole membrane
Molecular function (GO): iron ion transmembrane transporter activity; manganese ion transmembrane transporter activity
Source: RefSeq, a predicted model, not a curated record